This is a messenger RNA of Colletotrichum paranaense, 849 nucleotides long. RefSeq lists its product as uncharacterized. Lineage: Eukaryota; Fungi; Ascomycota; Sordariomycetes; Glomerellales; Glomerellaceae. The transcript has 2 exons. The coding region runs from base 1 to 849 and encodes 282 amino acids. The record is from RefSeq and is a predicted model, not a curated record.
AUGACGAUCGAAGAGCAGCCCGAGCGGUUCAACAACACUCGUAAAGCCGACUUCAAAUCAAUCUACAACCAGUCCGAUCCCCGCGCUUACUUCGCGGCUUUGACGCCGCUCCAAUACCAAAUCCCGCAGCAGGCACUUCCCUUUGUCCUGGAUGUGUGCUCUUCGUACGGGAUCAACGCCGCCCUCCUCCGCCACGACAUCGAUAUGAACGCGUUGGCGGAACACUACGCCUCCACCCCGAAACUCUGCUCUCGGGAGCAGAUCGAGGCCGACGAGCGGUUCUUCGCGGGACGUAGAUUGCGGCGCGAGCAAGAUUCGAAAAACGAAGUGGAGGUAAUCGGCUUGGACGUCGCACCGGAAGCGAUAUCGUAUUCCCUAAAAACUGGCCUCCACGCAGCCGGCUUCACAGAGAACCUCGAAACCCACGACUCCUCACCGGACCUCCGCCAAGCACUCCACGAUGUGAAGCUUGUGGUGUGUACAGGCGGGGUAGGCUACGUCGGCGCCUCAACCUUCACCCGCAUCGCCGCCGCAGCGAGGGCAUCUUCGCCGUCGUCUCCCUCGCAGUUGUGGAUGGUGACGUUUGUGCUGCGCGUAUUCUCGUUUGUCGAGGUCGCGGAGAGGUUGAGGACGGAGUUUGGGCUUGUGACGGAGAAGGUUGAGGGGAGGGUUUUUCGGCAGAGGAGGUUUAGUUCGAGGGAGGAGCAGAUGGCUGCGGUUGAGGAUGUUAGGCGGAAGGGGCUUGAUGAGAGGGGGUUGGAGGGGGAAGGGUGGUUCUGGGCGGAGUGUUGGGUUACGAGGCCUGAGGGUUCGAGGGAGGAGGUUGGAGAGUUGAUUGAGGGUCUUUGA